AUGGCUGCGGCGGAGGUUGCCCCCAACGUCCCCAUCGUCUUCCUCUCCGGCGAGCUACUGAAGCAGCCGGGUAGCGCCGCCUGGGCAGCGGCGCGUGCCCAGGUCUGGGAAGCCCUCGAGGAGUUCGGCUGCUUCGAGGCGAUCUACGACGAGAUCUCGCUGGAGCUCCGACAAGCCGCCUUCGCCGUCGCUAAGGAGCUCGUCUCCCUGCGCGUCGAGACCAAGCAGCAGAACUACGCCGCCAUCCGUUACCCUGGCUACAAGAGCCUUAACGUCGACGAAGCCCUCGACCCGGCGGCGGCCCGCGGCUUCACCGACCGGAUGUUGCCGGAGGGGAACCCCGCCUUCUGGUACCCCCAAAAACUCUUUAUCUCCAUCCUCCAUAGCGUGAAGUUCUGAGACUAGGUCAAUCGUUUACUUUCUCUCCUUCCCAGCGAGGCCGUCUGCAAUUUCGCCGAGGCGGCGGGUGCGGCGGUGGCGGUGGAGGGAGCGGUGAGGAGGAUGGUGCUGGAAAGCUUGGGAGUCGAGAAGUACUGCGGCUUCCACGGGGGGUUCACCAAGUAGAAGGUGCGAUUGUCGGAGUACGCUCCGCCGACGUCGGAAGGGGAGGCGAUGCUCAUCUUGCCGCCCCACACGGACAGCAGCGUGACCACGCUCACCCUCCAGAACCACGUCCAUGGCUUCGAGGUGAAGACGAGGAGCGGAGCCUGGGUUUGCGUCAACCCUUCCUCCCCCAGCUCUCUCAUCUUCAUCAACGGCGACGCCUUCAGGGUACGUCCUUCCGCCGCCUCCCUCCUCCCGUGAGAUCUUCUUUCUGAUUGAUUGGCUGACACGGCGGCGCCGCCGGUGUUGAAGGCAUGGAGCAACGGGCGGCUGUACGCGCCGCCCCACCGUGUGAAGGUCGCCGGCGGCGAGGUCAGGCUGGUCGCCAUGCUGUUCGCGGUGCCCAAGGACGAGGCGCGGUGGUAGAAGCCCCGGCGGAGCUCGUCGACAGGGAGAGGAACCCUGCGCGGUUCAGGCCCUACAAGUUCUUGGAGUACGCCGAAGCCUUCAAUUCCCUUCUCGCCGCUGCCGGCGACGACCCAACGUCCGUCCUUCCGGCGUUCUGCGGGUACGCAGCGCCAGAACCCAAGGCAGAGACAUGA
Messenger RNA from Spirodela intermedia, 1145 nucleotides. The record is from the annotation of a GenBank genome assembly. Lineage: Eukaryota; Viridiplantae; Streptophyta; Magnoliopsida; Alismatales; Araceae.